ACCAUACCCCUUCGUGAUUCCACAUUCCCGCUCCCAGCCCCUAAUUCCCCUUCCAAAUCCCUAAUCACUUAUUCACAGACACGACACCUCCCCCACCAAUCUAGGUUUUAUUUUUCUUUCUUCGAUUCUUCAUUUGUUUUUUUUACUUAAAAAGAAGAUUUGUUUCGGUUUCUUCUCAACAUUCAUACGAAGACGGAGAAGACGAAGAAGAAAAAGAACAUUCCCAUUCUGUUUUUUGGUCAAACUUCAAUCAGGACUCAAGAAUGGCUGGGAAAGCAGCACAAUCUGUGGUGAAGGCAGUGGGAGAAUACCAAUAUCCAUGGCGUGAAAAGUUGGCCAAGUACAAAGUAGAGUUAUCAAAGGGAGUAUGGGGCUAUUGGGAACUUGGAGCCUGGAAGCCUCUAGGCAUCAGUGCCAGGCAUCGAGCCAGACUCCGAAAAGAAAUGCUUCUAGCGGGCCAAGAUUGGCCAUACGAUCCAGAGAAGAAAGAGAUGAGAAGCAAGAUGAAAGGUCACAAGUGCGACAGAAUAGCCGCGGAGAGAAGGGAGAAUACUGCUAAUUUGAUGCAGAAAAUGCCUGAGAUGUUGCUUGCUUAUAAGAAACGCAGAUGGGAGAAGAAAAUGAAGGAAGAAGAGAAAGCUAAAGAUAAAUAAAUCUGCAUUUUUUCCUUAUUUGGGUGGUCGAGAACAAAAGAAAAAUGUUGAAUCUUGUACUAAGGAAUUCAAUGUUGGGUUUUUUGUUUGAAUUAUUAUGUAUUGACUGAAUAAUGUUGAUACAUAUGUUACCAAUGAGAUGGAGCUAUGGGUUCUCAGGGUGGAUCUCAGAUAAUGAAUUAGGGUUUGAUAUUCAAGCA
Gossypium raimondii (Peruvian cotton) is the source of this 853-nucleotide messenger RNA. RefSeq lists its product as uncharacterized. The record is from RefSeq and is a predicted model, not a curated record. NCBI's taxonomy places the organism in Eukaryota, Viridiplantae, Streptophyta, Magnoliopsida, Malvales, Malvaceae. The coding region runs from base 264 to 653 and encodes 129 amino acids. The transcript has 2 exons.